Molecule: messenger RNA, 264 nt
Organism: Caenorhabditis remanei
Lineage: Eukaryota; Metazoa; Nematoda; Chromadorea; Rhabditida; Rhabditidae
Exons: 1
Coding region: 1-264 (87 amino acids)
Source: RefSeq, a predicted model, not a curated record
AUGGCGGAUACUGAGGAGAAGAGUGCGUUGUACACUGCUCUCAAUGUAAAAGGAUUCCUCAACGCAAAAAACCCGUCGACGAAAGACCAGCUGAGGAUCGAGAAAAAGUUUUGGCCUUCCGCAAACAGCAGAAGGCAAGACUCAUCGAUGAGACGUCGUCAAGAAGGACAUCGGAACCAACGAAUGGAUUCUGGAGAUGACGGGAAACAAUUAUAUUUGGAGUCGGAAGUCAAGGACAGAUCAGAAAUGGAGAGUGAAACAUAA